UACAAUCCGUUACGCCAUCGCGCACUUAUCGCGCUGCGCUGCUCUGCAAGUCACCGAUCAUUCAACUCUGUCCUCGACGCCGAUUAUAGAGCAGAAGUCGAGAUGCUCCGCCCCGGAACAACACUGCCGUCUCCGCUCACAGUUUCCCGCGACGCAAAGGCCAUUUACGAA
Molecule: messenger RNA, 171 nt
Organism: Punctularia strigosozonata HHB-11173 SS5
Lineage: Eukaryota; Fungi; Basidiomycota; Agaricomycetes; Corticiales; Punctulariaceae
Exons: 1
Source: RefSeq, a predicted model, not a curated record